Meloidogyne enterolobii is the source of this 588-nucleotide messenger RNA. The record is from the annotation of a GenBank genome assembly. Lineage: Eukaryota; Metazoa; Nematoda; Chromadorea; Rhabditida; Meloidogynidae.
UCAAAAUGCCUCAACAACAACGUUCUUCAAUAAACAACAUUUAUUUCAACGCCCACCAAUUGUGAAUCAUUCAUUUCUCCAACAACAUUGGAAAGGAUUCUUGUCUUCUGCUUCAAUUGUCAACAAAAAUUGUUUCAAAACACCUUCACCAGCUUUUCCUGUUUCAUCAGCAAUGCUUGCCACACGAAAUGCUGCUGCACACCAAAUGCUGCUGUUGGGGGGGGGAGGUUUGGGGGAACCACUUUGGGAAACAUCGAAUGGGUUGAACAGUAUAAGGCGAAACCUUAACUGUUAAUUUUCUGAAUUAUUUUAAUUAUUUUUUUUGCAGCCUGCUAGUUUAUGUUUGGUUGGAAAAAUUUUUGGUGGUUUGGUUUUCGGAGGUUUUUUGUCUUUAAAAAAUAGUUUUUAGAUUUUAUUUUCCAAUGGUUGCAGUAGAUGGUGAUUAAAAAUAGAUUAAUGCUUCGAUUGCAUUUUGUUAGUCGUGGGGUCUCUGGAUUUCAUGUGGUCGUCCCACAUAUUUUGUCCGGGAUUACUGACUGUCAGGGUCUUUUUGACUUACUGACCCGUCAGGGUUUUAUAACUUACUGA